Ramularia collo-cygni is the source of this 966-nucleotide messenger RNA. RefSeq lists its product as uncharacterized. The record is from RefSeq and is a predicted model, not a curated record. Lineage: Eukaryota; Fungi; Ascomycota; Dothideomycetes; Mycosphaerellales; Mycosphaerellaceae. Bases 1 to 966 code for a protein of 321 amino acids. The transcript has a single exon.
AUGUCUUACAACGACGAUGGCCGACAAGGUGGCGGAGCUUCCAAUGACUACUACAAUGGCGGACAAGGAGGAGGACGUGACGACGGGUACGGAGGCGGUCGUCAGCAGGAUGGUGAUUCAUACGGAAAUGGACGGCAGGAGGGCGGAGGCGGCUAUGGAGGAGGGAGACAGGAAGGCGGUGAUGGUGGAUAUGGAGGAGGAAGACAGGAAGGUGGUGGUGGAUAUGGAGGACAGGAUUCAUAUGGUGGAGGUCGUCAGGGAGGCCGUCAAGAGGGAGGAGGGUAUGGUGGUCAAGAGUCGUAUGGAGGCCGCCAGGAAGGAGGAUUUGGACAUCAGUCCGAUCACCAGCGACCUGAAGGCUCUUACUCCCAAGGACAGAGCUCUGGCUCUGGAUACGGACAAUCCAGUGGAACAUCGUACGGUGGUGGAGGAAGCCAUUCCAAUGAUUUCUCUGGAGCAGAGCAGGAAGCUCAUCAACAUGCCGGUUCAUCAGGCGAUUCCAACAUGUUUUCGUCCGUGCUAGGCAUGCUCUCUGGCCAGCAUCAGCAGGUGCAGAACGAGCACUUGGAUGAGGAUGAUGCUGUCCGACAGCACCAGAAUUUCUACGGAGGCGGAGGUGGUGGGCAGCAAGCUUCUGCCGGAAACAUGGGGAGUGCAGCUGCUAUGCAAGCCUUGAAGAUGUUCCACGGUGGCGGCGGCCAAUCUGGAGGCCAAUCUCAGGGAGGUGGUCAGAAUGCAUUCAUCGGCAUGGCCAUGGGACAGGCUGCCAAGCUGUUCGAUCAGCAGAGUGCUCAAGGCAAUGUUCAAGGGGGUGCGAACAAGCAGGAUGCCGUUGCGAGUGCGGCGAAGAUGGCCUUGAAGUUUUACAUGAAGUCGGAAAUGGGUGGUGGCGGUGCUGGAGGAGGAUCUUCCGGUGGUGGUGGGCUUGGUGGCUUGAUGAACAUGGCCUCCAAGUUCUUGAAGUGA